Molecule: messenger RNA, 771 nt
Organism: Eurytemora carolleeae
Lineage: Eukaryota; Metazoa; Arthropoda; Copepoda; Calanoida; Temoridae
Source: RefSeq, a predicted model, not a curated record
CUUGCGUAAUAAAAGUGAUUGCUUUCAGAGAAGAUGCGCGGGGGUCUUCAGACUCCUGGAGAUCCACCUAUUGGGGGCCUGCAGACUCCUGUAGAUCUACUUGGUGUGGGAGAAGGCGAGGAUGUAGGGAAACAGCAAAGCGGGUUGAAAUCCUCUCUCUCUACUCUCAUGUUUCAAGAGUGUGCGGUUGUAAACAUUAGCCAUGUUGUUUAUGCCAACGGGACUACCCAGGCUAGAUGUAGUGUAUCCUGUGGCGGUGAGAUUGGUUUGAGUGUGGGCCUUACUGUAUUGGUGGCUAGCUGUUUAUGGGUUUUAAUUCGCAGGAUUUACAGGCGAUUUGGUGUGAAUGUACUGAGGCAAGAGUGCAAGCCGGAGGCUAGAGUUGGUCGGUCAUUGCCCUCUGUACCUGUACCUGGUAGCGAUUGCAGACUGUCCGAUACUGGUCCUUCUGGUUUUCCCUAUUAUGAAAGACCGGAUGUUGUUUCUGUUGGGACUCAGACUAUACUCAAGUUUCCUUAUUUAUACGAGGGUGAAUUGCCCGGCGGACAGGAUCCUGUUAAGCAAGAAACUGAUGAGUUGACCAAAAUCUACGCCGAGAUUGAAGAAUUAAUGCGCCACGAGAGGAAGGAAGGUAGGGAGCAGGAGAUGCUGCAUAAUCUGAGGAAGGCACUGCAGAUGUUGGCCAUCGUAGAUGGCGGGAGACCUGAUAGUGGGUUCGAUGACCAAACUUUCAGGUCAGAGGUUUCGACCCCUGAUCUUGCUGGAGGGUUG